Molecule: messenger RNA, 1141 nt
Organism: Paramuricea clavata
Lineage: Eukaryota; Metazoa; Cnidaria; Anthozoa; Malacalcyonacea; Plexauridae
Source: the annotation of a GenBank genome assembly
AUGCUUAUUCCCGCAGUUAAAACACUGAUCUGCUGGGAUGCUGUCGAGAAAUAUUUUCUAAUUAAACAGCCAAGAAUUAUGUCAAAAGAGAAGAAAGAAGCAUCACUGAAAAAUAACGAACGGUACAAGAGAAUGUGUCAAGAUUAAAAAUCCAGAGAUAUUUGUACAGUUGCACUUUCUUCAAAAUUUAGAAUAAGUAUUCCAUCCUUUCCUUACCCUUUUCCAGAAGGAGCAACCACUUAUCCACAUCCUGUACCACAAGCUGUUGGAGCUUUUGUGCACCAUCAUGUUUCAUUUCCUUAAGCCUGAUGUUGUUGGAGAGAAUACAGGGGAAAAGCUUGUGGCAGUGGAGUUGAUUAAUUGAUCGUCUUCCUAUUGGUAGAGGAAUUGUAAAAGAUCCCUCUUGUUUGAAUCCACUUCUGCAAAAAGAGCCCCAAGGAAUGCAGGCAGUGCAACAAACCACAAGAAAACUUCCUCAAAUCAUCACAGAGGAGUUGCCUUUGCCCACUGACGAAUGGAGAGUGUACCAGGCACAGGAUAUACCUGAAAACUGGUAUAUAUUAGGAUGCAAAGAGGAUGGAACAGAGUAUGAGAGUAGACCACUAUUGGCAGAAAUUUCUUCACCAAAAGAACAUUACAGGAUCACCGCGCUACAAAAUUCUUGCAAAGCUAGUGAAGGCAGGUCGUUACCUUUCCCAUGGUAGCGCGGAGGUUGAGAUGAGCCUAUCUGAGAACAAGAAGGUGGUAACUAAUGAGCGUAGCCUCCGUCAAAGCACUACGAAUUACAAAAGAUGUCAGAGUGACAGUGUCAGGCCAAGCCCACAUGAUGCCCAUCACCCCUGAUGCAGGCACGCCGAAAUGCUAGUAGCAUUUACACUACACGUCUAGCAGAAGAAAAAAAGUUGACAAAAAAGAGGCAAAAAAGAAGACCCUUGAAGAGAAAGACAGCAGUAUUGUGCAGGAGCAAUUGCAGGAAGAAGAAGAGCUACAGAAUGCAGAAUCCCUCUGCUCUGAAGCAAGCACCAGGCUACAAAAUGCCAUCAAAGAAAGAGACAUGAAUGAAAUGUUGGUAGUUCAAGGCCUCAUGGAUGUCGCUAGUAAAAAGAUGGAAUCAGCCAGACGAAAAUUGGAGAACUGUUGA